UACCCCACUCCCUCUCAAACAAUCUCACAGCACAUACCAUACACCUCAGCUAUCCUCCUUUCCCUGAUUCAUUGUCAAUUCUACUAUCCCACCACAAACGACCGCCCACCAUGGCCGAAGGACACCGCCACCACCUCUUCCACCACAAGAAGGAGGAAGAGCCACCUGUCGAGGCCCCCGCCUACUCCGAGACCGCCUACGGCAGUGGCCCGGAUAGCACUUAUGGCGACACCGCCUACGGUAGUGGCCCUGACAGCGCCAAGACCGCCUACGGUGGUGGCCCUGACAGCACUUAUGCCGAUACUGCCUACGGCAGCGGCCCUGACAGCACCAAGACCGCCUACGGCAGUGGCCCUGACAGCGCUUAUACCGACACCGCCUACGGCAGUGGUCCUGACAGCACCAAGACAGCCUACGGGAGUGGCGCUGACGGUGCUUACGGCGAGACCGCCUACGGUAGUGGCCCUGACAGCGGCAAGACUGCCUACGGCAGUGCUUAUGCCGAGACCACCGAGGUGAACACGGUCACGGAGCCUGAGGUCGAUUACAAGAAGGAGGAGAAGCACCACAAGCACCUCGAGGAACUCGGUGGGCUCGGUGCCGCAGCAGCCGGUGCUUAUGCCUUGUAUGAGAAGCAUGAGGCCAAGAAGGACCCAGAGCACGCCCACAGGCACAAGAUAGAGGAGGAAGUAGCCGCCGCCGCUGCCGUCGGGGCCGGCGGGUUCGCCUUCCAUGAGCACCACGAGAAGAAGGAGUCCAAGGAAGAAGAUGAAGAGGCUCAUGGCAAGAAGCACCACCAUCUCUUCUAAACCAUGGACGAAUCUCCGUCUCUCUCUUCUUGCUUUGCGUCUUGUUUAUGUAAUUUUUACUUCUCUAACCAAGUAUCGUACAAGUUACGAGACUGCCCUCCAUGGUCGUCGUACUUUUGCUGAGGGGCGGUUCUUGAAUCUUGGUUCUGCUGCUUGUUAAUGCUUCCCGAGAGAGUGGAGUAUGUGUGUGUAUUUGGGCUUUGUCUUGUACCAGCUGUAUCUUGGUGUCUAGUAACAUUAUAUUCUGA
Messenger RNA from Rhodamnia argentea, 1057 nucleotides. RefSeq names its product abscisic stress-ripening protein 5-like. The coding region runs from base 111 to 809 and encodes 232 amino acids. NCBI's taxonomy places the organism in Eukaryota, Viridiplantae, Streptophyta, Magnoliopsida, Myrtales, Myrtaceae. The transcript has 2 exons. The record is from RefSeq and is a predicted model, not a curated record.